Molecule: messenger RNA, 600 nt
Organism: Zerene cesonia (dogface butterfly)
Lineage: Eukaryota; Metazoa; Arthropoda; Insecta; Lepidoptera; Pieridae
Product: cathepsin B-like
Exons: 2
Coding region: 1-600 (199 amino acids)
Cellular component (GO): lysosome
Molecular function (GO): cysteine-type endopeptidase activity
Source: RefSeq, a predicted model, not a curated record
AUGGAUUUGUCUUGCUGUAAAGAUUGUUGCAGUAAAUGUUUUUGCAGCGGAGGUUCCCCUGUACGAGCGGCUUUAUUUAGGAUAAAACAUGGGCUGGUUACGUCACAUUGCAAGCCCUAUAAUGAUAACGUAAAUGAAACAGCUUGCAAAGAAGAAUGUGCCAACGACACAUUGAAUCACCAGGAUAAUAAGCAUUUUGGUGAAAAUAUGUACUUGGUGCUGGCUGAUGAUUUAGAGAUUUGGAGAUUGAAUUGGUUUUUCGAACUAAUUGUUAAUUUAAUUAGGGACCAUUCCCUUGAGAGCAACCUUCGCUUUGUUCGAAGUUUAAAAGAUUACAAGAGCGGUGUUUAUGAACAUACGUAUGGAAAAUUAAUUGGACAUCACAGCGUGCAAGUGAUCGGCUUUGGAGUAGAAAACGAGGUUCCAUAUUGGUUAGCUACCAAUACUUGGGGGAUGAUGUGGGGCGAGACAGGCUUAUUUAAAGUUAAGCGCUUCCAAAAGGACCUAGGUUUCGAGGAUCAAAUGAUUUCUUUGUUUUCUAAAAGAAACACGUACAUAAGAUUCAGGAUACAGGGUAAAAAGAAUUUAGUGUUCUUCUGA